AUGCCCGCAUCAUCGCCGUUGAGUCUCGGGCUUGGUCUCGAGGGCACACACGUGCUCGUAACAGGAGGGGCUGGUAUUAUCGGUUCAGCAGUUGUGCACGCCUUUCUCUCUGCCGGUGCCAAUGUCUCCAGCAUCGACAUUAGCCAUGGCCCAGAUGAGUCUGCCACACCAUCGCCCUACAACAUUGGACAAAAAGACGGGCACUACGUUAAGAUUUCUGCCGACAUUUCCAAUGCCGCGUCCUUGACCACAGCCUGGGACAAGGCGAAGACACUCUUUGGAACAGUUGAAGUCUGCGUGGCCCUUGCAUCUCUCGACCUGUCUGUCCUUCCGCAAACGGAUUCUAUCGUGGACGCCAGCCCCGCGGACUGGUCACGCGUGCUCGACAUCAACGUCGGUGGGACCAUGUUGACAGCCCAACUGUGGCUUCGGGGGGUCCGGGAUCACCAGACGCAGCGAUCGGGGGUGGAGCUCAGAAAUCCAAGCUUGAUUCUGGUUGGCAGCGAGGCAGGCCACUUUGGCGUGCGCACCUGCGCGGCGUAUGCUGCAGCCAAGUCUGCUGUGCAGUAUGGACUCCUCCAGUCCCUCCGCGCCGAUGCGCCGCGCAUACACUCACGAGCAAGAGUUAAUGCCGUCGCGCCUGGGCCGGUUGACACCGAUCGCUUCCGGGGCGAGACAAAGGGGCCUGGCACCAAUGAGUGGUGGACUGAAUGCCAGGCUACGACGGCCUUGGCCCGGCCCGUCCCAACAGAGGCUGUUGCAAGGAGCAUUUUGUUUCUCGCAAGUGAGACGUGGAGCGGCAGUGUUCAUGGGAAAUGCAUUGACGUCGACUCGGGCAAGAUGGGAGCUCUGAUGUGGAACUCGCCGAACGGUCAAGCCGAAGCGUUCAAUCGCAGCUCCUGA
Messenger RNA from Diaporthe amygdali, 903 nucleotides. RefSeq names its product Carbonyl reductase family member 4. NCBI's taxonomy places the organism in Eukaryota, Fungi, Ascomycota, Sordariomycetes, Diaporthales, Diaporthaceae. The coding region runs from base 1 to 903 and encodes 300 amino acids. The record is from RefSeq and is a predicted model, not a curated record. The transcript has a single exon.